AUGGAUGUGCUUCUCGAUAUACUUGACACUUGGGUGCUUGACCGGUUCUAUGCGACCGUCUUUCCCAGACCUGCAGCCAAAUUCAUCGAUCAUCCGUUCCCUGCCAACGGCUCCGAAUGGCUGAAUCUGAACCAGAAUAUCAAUCGCUAUGUCGAGGUCACUCCAUCCCAAUGGGCUGUCCAGAGCAGCUGGCCGAGGGACAAUAUUCUGCGACAGGGACUGAGCCUUUUCCUCGUUGCCUGGGGCUUCGGGACCGUCCUGUACUUCAUCAGCGCAACCAUCUCCUUCUAUGUCGUGUACGACAAACGCGCCAUGAAGCACCCGAAAUUCCUCCGCAACCAGAUCCGCCUGGAGAUCAAACAAGCCAUGCAAUCGAUGCCCGGCAUGGCCGUUCUGACCGCGCUGUGCUUCGUGGCCGAGGUCCGGGGUUACACCAAACUUUAUGAUUUCCCCGAGGAAGGCCCCUUUGCGCUCUACACCUAUCUGCAAUACCCGCUGUUCAUCGCCUUCACGGACUGCGGCAUCUACUUCAUCCAUCGCGGGUUGCACCACCCCUGGAUCUACAGGCACCUGCACAAGGCCCAUCAUAAAUGGAUCGUGUCGACGCCGUUUGCGAGCUAUGCCUUCCACCCGGUCGACGGGUUCAGUCAGAGUUUCCCCUACCAUCUGUACCCCUUUUUGUUUCCGCUUCAGAAGAUCGCCUACUUGGCCUUGUUUGUCUUCGUGACGAUCUGGACGGUCAUGAUUCAUGAUGGAGAGUAUGCCCUGAAUUCGCCGAUGGUUAAUGGCUCCGCGUGCCAUACCAUCCACCACUAUUACUUCAACUACAAUUACGGCCAGUUCACCACCCUCUGGGAUCGCCUUGGCGGAAGCUACCGGAAGCCGAACCCGGAGCUCUUUGACCGCGAAGAGCGUCUGAAGAAGGACGAGAUCCAGAAGCAGGUUCAGGAGAUGGAGAGGCUCGUCAAGGAAGUAGAGGGAGAAGAUGACCGCUGCUACGAAUCGGAGGCCAAGAAGACCCAGUAG
Aspergillus steynii IBT 23096 is the source of this 1026-nucleotide messenger RNA. Its product is annotated as sterol desaturase family protein. The record is from RefSeq and is a predicted model, not a curated record. NCBI's taxonomy places the organism in Eukaryota, Fungi, Ascomycota, Eurotiomycetes, Eurotiales, Aspergillaceae. Bases 1 to 1026 code for a protein of 341 amino acids. The transcript is spliced from 3 exons. Gene Ontology annotation, molecular function: oxidoreductase activity; iron ion binding. Gene Ontology annotation, biological process: lipid biosynthetic process.